AUGCCUAAGCAACUCACAAGACCUUUACAGCUGGCCUUAAAAUACUGGGAGAAGUCCAUCAACGACUUGAACUUACCUCUCUACCUAAGUCAGGUUCUUCCUAUGAAGGGGUUUAAGAAAGCUCUCGGCCUCGGCAUAAUCGUAGCUGCAACGAAUGGCACGGAAGCUACUAUUGACUGCUCAUCCCUUCUCGCCAACAGCAAGUCCUUGAUUCCUGGUCUUCAGCCUUACUCGGCACAAUACUAUUCAGCGGGAACCACCUUUUCGACUCCUGAUGCUAGUCCCCGAUACAACACUCCUGUUCCAAAUCUAUCAGCAUUCUGUCGAUUCGGAGCGGAGUUCAAUACCUCAACGGAUUCCAAGUUUCGAUUUGAGGUUUGGAUGCCCAAUGCUGAUCAAUGGAAUGGAAGGUUUGCUUUUGUCGGAAACGGUGGAUAUGCCGGGGGCGUCAACUACCCAGAUAUGGGAAUUCCCUUGAGUAAAUACGGGUUUGCAGUAGCAAGCACCGAUACCGGUCACAAUGGAACAUCCGAGGAUGGCUCAUUCACUAUAGGGAAUCCCGAAACCCAGUACUGCAAGCAGAUUGACUUCGGGUACCGCGCUGUGCACAUGAGCACGGAGUUCUCCAAGAAAAUAGUCGAGCAGUACUAUGGUAAACCUGCAUCAUACAAUUACUGGAUUGGUUGUUCCAGUGGCGGGAAGCAAGGUAUGAAAUCGAUUCAAAAAUAUCCGGAAGACUACGACGGGGUUGUUGCUGGAGCACCUGCUCAGUGGUGGACACACCUGAGCGGGUUCCUCGUCCAUGUUAACCUCUUGAAUUCCCAGAAUACCACACCUGGCGCAAUCAUCCCAACCUCAUUCUUCCCAGCCCUUUUCGAGGAAGUCACUUCUCAGUGUGACGAAAUUGACGGAGUAAAGGACGGGAUCAUCACAAAUCCCCGAAGAUGCAAGCCAGAUCUAAGCAACUUGGCCUGCGGUGCGAGCAACCCUUCAGCUUUCGUCGACGCAAAUACAUGCUUGUCAGGACAACAAAUGAUAACUCUUGACGCUAUUCGGUCGAAUUGGACGUCAAGCGAAGGAGCGUUUUUGUUCACAACAGUCGAACCGGGAAGUGAGUUUGGGUGGAACAGUUCGGUCUCUGGGGUACCAUACCAAGUAGGAUCGGAUUACUUUCUGUAUCAGGUUCUUAACAAAACCAGCAAAAGCACUCUUUCGAUAAAUGAAACCGAACUCCAGGCCCUCUUGACCAUGGCCGAUGAGACGAACCCGGGUGAUAUUGAUGCGAUGAACCCAGAUCUAACACAGUUCUUCAGUCGUGGAGGAAAACUCAUGCAAUUUCAUGGGUUUGGAGACCCGCUGAUCCCGGCAGGAAGCUCGUUGGUGUACUACGAGAAAGUCAGAUCGUUCUUCAAUCACACAGAUCUGAGCGAUAGUUACAAUCUGUUCAUGGUUCCCGGGAUGGCCCAUUGCAGGGACGGACCUGGGGCAAAUGCGUUCGGGGCGUCGAGUCAGCGGGAUGCGUCUCUCGGAGGAGCGGGCCAAUCACUCAAGUUCGAUCCCGAGCAUGACAUGAUUUUGGCGACGAUCGACUGGGUCGAAAACGGCCGAAAGCCGAGGUCUAUUGUUACGACUCGUUGGAAAGAGUCGAAUAUGACAAAUGGGCCUGACUACACUCGUCUGUUGUGUCCCUACCCUCAGGAAGGAAUCUUCAAAGGGGGAGACGAUAAAAAUGCAACCAGCUACGUUUGCGGUAUACCAACCUAA
Rhizoctonia solani is the source of this 1764-nucleotide messenger RNA. RefSeq names its product feruloyl esterase B. The coding region runs from base 1 to 1764 and encodes 587 amino acids. Lineage: Eukaryota; Fungi; Basidiomycota; Agaricomycetes; Cantharellales; Ceratobasidiaceae. The record is from RefSeq and is a predicted model, not a curated record. The transcript has 17 exons.